Messenger RNA from Penicillium atrosanguineum, 942 nucleotides. RefSeq names its product alpha/beta hydrolase. The record is from RefSeq and is a predicted model, not a curated record. Gene Ontology annotation, molecular function: hydrolase activity. Bases 1 to 942 code for a protein of 313 amino acids. The transcript has a single exon. Lineage: Eukaryota; Fungi; Ascomycota; Eurotiomycetes; Eurotiales; Aspergillaceae.
AUGGCCUGGCUCGGUCUUUUCGCCUACAUCAAAUUGCAAGUGCAAGUCUCUCUGCUAAGGUUCUUGCUGCGACUAAGAUCCUUCAAACAGCGACUUGCUAUCCGAGAUUUGCUCAAAAAGAGCUCAUCUAUAAAAAUUCCAUCUCGAGAUCGAGGCCGUUCAAUCUCCGCCAAUCUCUAUCUACCACCAAAGGUCGACCCGAACCCGAAAUUACCAUUUCCAGUUCUUAUUAACUGGCAUGGCUCUGGAUUCGUUUUACAGGGGCAUGGCACCAAUGCUGCCUUUUGUUCUCGCAUGGCCCAGGACGCCGGUAUCGCUGUCCUAGACUGCGACUACCGAAAAGCGCCAGAAUAUCCAUUCCCUGCAGCACCCAACGAUGCAGAGGAUGUUCUCAAGUGGGUCAUUAGCAAUCCACAAGACUUUGACCUCGAUCACAUUCUUCUAUGUGGCUUCAGCUCCGGUGCCAACCUUGCUCUCGUGACAUCGACAUCAUGGCCAGCUAAGCUUGAGCUCGAUCAUGGCGUUCGCGGGGUCGUUGCCUUCUAUCCGCCAACCGACCUGUCUAUUCCUGUUGAAAAUAGAUACCCGCCAAAUUCCAAGUAUCCUCGUGCGACUUGGCUGUAUCGACUGGCUUAUGAUUGCUAUAUCCCAUCGGCGGCAGAUAAGAAGGAUCCGCGUAUGUCUCCUAUGUAUGCUGAUGUGCAUGAGUUCCCAGCCCAUAUGAUGUUUGUGACGUGUGAUGGUGACGAGUUGUGUCCGGAGGCGGAGGCGCUUGGGCAAAAGGUGAAUGUUGGGUCUCGGAGUGUCGUGCUUCAUCGAGUCGAGGAUGUCAGGCAUGGAUUUGAUGGUAUUUGUCUUCCUGGGUCGCGCGAGGAGAGACUGCGAGAUGAGGUUUAUAUAUCUGUUGCGAAGACUAUCAAGGAAAUUGUGUCAAUCCCAUGA